GUCGCAUUCACGACAUUGCGCUCUACCAAUUUUCCUUUAUAGAUCUACAAGUACAGAUUUAGAAGACGACUUCCAAACAUCAUGUUCAUGUUCAGAAACUUCCAAAAGAAAAACGAGGAGCUGGUCUUUAUACAUGAUAACAUGUAUAAAGUUAUUCCUGACAUCCCGGUGACACAGGAAUUGUCGAUCCCAAAGGAAGUAAAACAACCACCAAUGAAGGGCUCGGGGAAGAAAUAUGAAGUAUUACCCCACGUCGGGGACUUCCAGCCUCUGUCUCGGGACAAUACCACAGCGAGGCUCAAUCCAUGUAUUGAGGCCUUGCCCGAGACACCAGCAAAGAAGUCCCGAGUUCCCCUCGCUUGUCUUGCUAUGGAAAAGAUUCAAAAGUCCAUUAGCAAGGCAGAAAAGAAAGAAAAGAAAAAGAGGAAGAAGACUCCAAAACCCCCUCCAUCUGCCCCGCCAGAAGACAUCUAUAUCAUGCCACAAGUUUUUAUUCCUCAGCCUCCGCCCUACCCCCUGGAUCCAACGAAGGCGAGGAGAAUUGUGAAAAUCAAAAAACCCUCCGGUAUCCAGUGUAUGGAUGUAGAGCAGUAUAUUGCCCACGUCACUUCCGGUUACUGGGCAUGAUUAUCAUUGCCGGGGUUUGGGGGAUACGUCAUCCGGGUACAGGUGUGUGGCUGUGGGCACAUCAGUGCUUCAAUUGGCUAACGAUCUUAAUGCCAGGACGUUCGCCUCUCUGGUGGCCAAGGCUGGACUA
Molecule: messenger RNA, 757 nt
Organism: Ostrea edulis (European flat oyster)
Lineage: Eukaryota; Metazoa; Mollusca; Bivalvia; Ostreida; Ostreidae
Exons: 3
Coding region: 82-627 (181 amino acids)
Source: RefSeq, a predicted model, not a curated record